Molecule: messenger RNA, 1347 nt
Organism: Durusdinium trenchii
Lineage: Eukaryota; Dinophyceae; Suessiales; Symbiodiniaceae
Source: the annotation of a GenBank genome assembly
AUGGAAUUGUCACGUUGCUGGUGGUUGACGACCAAGGUUUUUGGCCUCCAACAACUCCAGUGGUUGCAGAAGUUCCCAGGUGCUUGCGACGAGUAUACCGGCAGUGCAGCACUCAACAGCUGUGGCCAGCAGAGCUGGAGUUCUGCGAUGCAGAUCCUGGAGAUGAUCCAAGAAUGGAGAGCCAGGCUCGAUUUGGUGAGCUGCAGUGCUGCCAUCAAUGCCUGCGCAAAGUCGGCACAGUGGCUCCGCAGCACUUUGCUUUGGCAAGACAUGGAGGAGACCAAUGAGUUUUGCUUCAGCGCGACCGUGAAAGCCUACGAGAAGGAGGGCUGGCAAGAUGCCAUGACAAUGGUGGCAGACUCGAGGCGACACACUCGCGACACGAGCGGAAGAUUUCACAUCAUGGUGGAGGCACAGAGUGGACGAGACGUGAGGUUACCCAUGGUGUUUAGUGUCCAGACACACGAGGGCUACACCAGCGGACAAAAAGAUAUUGAUGUGCUGGUUUUGCAGCCUUCUGGUGAGGCCAUCUUCGACUCACGACUGCCAAAAAAGACGACUGUUUGGGAAUUGCAGAAGCGUAUCUCGCUGCAAGAGUCCAUCAGCUGCCCCAACAAGUUGACACUUCUACUUGGAAGCCAGGUUCUACAACCGAGCCUCAAGCUCCAGGAGCUUCAAUUGGAUGGGCCACUUUGUUUGGUCCGAAAGGCCCACCGGAGCUUCCAGAGCUUCGUCCCAAGCCAGGAGGAGUUCCACGGGAUGAAGUUGCAAAAGUGCAUCAUUCUCGGCGAAGCCUUUUCAGGCAAGACGCAGUUCCUCCGCGCGCUGGCGGGGGACACCUUCAAUGAGGAUCCACCAACAAGUUGUGGCCUCGACUUCCGAGUCCUCCAUGUUGCCAGCCAAGGAGAUCCAGUUGAUCGGAAAGUAAAGAUAAAGAUUUGGAGCGCUCGUCAAAUGGAACGAUUGCCAGAUGCUUUCAAGACCACCUUCUUCGACGAUGCUGAAGGUUACUUUGCGGUGUUUAGUUUGGCCAACAGGAAGACGUUUUCCAAAAUCCGGGAGCUGGUCAGUCACUUCAGAAAAGCUGUGCCAUCUUUGCAAGCUCAGCGAUGUGCCUUGCUCAUCGGCACGCACGAGGAUGUGAAUCGCAACCGGCGCCAGGUCUCAGAGGAAGAAGCCAUCCGCUUAGCCACUGAGCUGGAUUGUGCAUAUCAGGAGGUCUCGAGCAAGACAAGGAAUGGCAUAGAUGAAGCACUCCGAACUUGGCUGGACCUCUACUACGACACGUACGAGGAGGUUGGUUAUCCGAUCCUCCCGAAUGAAGCAGAUCAUGGGCCUGCAGCAUGA